This is a messenger RNA of Liolophura sinensis, 5199 nucleotides long. RefSeq lists its product as uncharacterized. The transcript has 8 exons. Gene Ontology annotation, molecular function: protein binding. Bases 1 to 1017 code for a protein of 338 amino acids. NCBI's taxonomy places the organism in Eukaryota, Metazoa, Mollusca, Polyplacophora, Chitonida, Chitonidae. The record is from RefSeq and is a predicted model, not a curated record.
AUGCCAUCAAAGAAGGCUGAUGAGCAGUUUGCGAAUUUAAUCCGCCAAGGGGGCGAAAAUGACAGCAAUGACAACAUUUUGUCAUUUGCAAAAGGGGACAGAUUUGAGGUCUUAGACAGCAACAAACGCAGCAUAGAGUGGUGGGGUGCCAGAGCUCUGAAAGACAAUUCGGUUGGUUAUGUGCCAUCCAAGUACUUAAAGUAUGAAGAAAGGAGAAUUGGAAAACUCAACUCAGAAAGCAACGAUCACAAGAUCCUGAGAGAGAAGUCCCUGAAAAGACUUGCAGAUAUUCGACAAAGUGCCGAGUAUAAACCUCCAGAUGAGGUCUAUCCAGACAUUCCGUCGCCAGAUUAUGAUGCAUCAUCGGAUGAGGAAGAAAAUGAGAUAAAUUAUUCUAUAUCUAAAAAUGGUAGCCUUGAUACAUCUCUCAAUGGCCCAAGUGACGAUGAAUGCAUAGAGGAUGUAUGUCCUGCCCUACCAGAGCCUGACCCAGACUAUCUGUAUGAGGAGGAGGACAGUUUGGAUAGCCCAGUGCUGCGAGCAGGACGUCAAGAUGUGACAAUCAUUCAGGUGGGGAAUCGCAAUCACUCAGGAUCCACUGACUACGACGACAACAGAAUGACCUCUGAACACCACCACCGAGCCCGCUAUCCCUCAGAAUCUGAUGGGCAAGGACUUAUUUUACCAAAGAAACUUCCAAAUCCAUGUCUUGAAUCCAAGGAACGGACAGCACUACACCGAGAACUGCUGAUGAACAAUAAAUUAGGGAAAAAUGUGCUGAAAAAAUCAGAACUCCAGAAAAAAUUGAUGGAGAGAGAAGAUAUGAGAAAAAGGAAAGAAUUUGAGACAUACAAGUUACUAAAGAGAUCAAGUUUGGAGAUACAGCUUGAGGAACGGGCCAACAGACUUAAAAAGGAUGAGGCUGAAAAUAUGAAGUCAAUAUCCGAAGACACCUCCAACAGAUCUGAGUUUUCAAAAGUUCAUGCCAAAAUCACUGCACGGGCAUGUGACCAAUAAAUCCUACUGAUUCCUCAGUCCUGCCACAUUGAGGGAGACUAAUACAAGGGGAAAAACAGACACAGCAAAUGAAAAACAUCAUGAGCAUGGAUGAUGAAACUUAAACUGACCACCUUACUUUGGACAUUGGUGAACCUGCUUAGCGUGUGUGAUUAUUGUGACACCAGUGACUUUCCCACCUUGUUAUGAGCCUUAAAAAGCCAGGUAUAUGAAUGUCUGAGGUAUUCAUUAUCAUUUGCUUGAAGAAAAGUGACUCAAAUGAGCAAGAAUGUUUUCAUAAUAAUAACCCGGAUUGCAUUGUAGUUGACCUAUGACCUCCUGUCCUUAUUAAUUUGGUGCCUAUGAAGGGUGGGCUUUCUGGAUUUACUUGCACAUGACCAACAGGUAAUCCAUUCAACUUGUGCCUGAACUGAUACGCAAAUGGCAACAUGUUACACAGUAUUAUUGUUGUUUUCCUUCCUUCCCUUUGUAGCACUGAAUUGUAUACAGCUUCUUUGGUGUUAUCAUCAUUGUUUUGGGCCAGUCUUAAACUAACCUGUCCUUGUCUUAAAAGUUUAUUGUUUCUUGUUUUUGGUAGGCUUACAUGUAGAUGCAUGUAUGCCCUAGUCAUAUUUUAAACCACUUGAAUUAUUGAAGUGAAUAACCUUUUGUUCGGGAAGCUACUAUAUACUCUUUCUCCUGGUUUCACUUGAUCAGCAUUGGCACAGAUGAUCAUUGCUCAUUUAUAUUGUGAAGUCAAUUCAGGUCUGCUCUCAAAGUUUGAUCAGGUACAUGUAGAUCUCAAAAGCUGGACCCCACUAUUCAGCCAAUAUGAUUUGACACUGGCAUGAGCUCGGGUAAACUUUUUCUCCUAGAUAAAACUAUGCUGCUAAUCAGUUUUGUUGACUGGGAUUUGUUAGUGUGGGUCAAUCAUCUGUAACACGAUGUUCAAUGUAUAUCUGUAUAUGAAAGUGUAUACAUGUGCCUCUAUUAAAACGAUGGCUACUCACCUCAUUUUAAUGUAUGGGAAUAGAAAGGCGGUGGCAAAAGAGCAAAGAGCAGUGUUUCAUUUUUAGUUAUAAGUUAGGUAUGUUUUAUUGGCAUGUUCAUGAAGAAUACAGUAACAGUUGUACAUCUUGAAUGUUUAAUGGAAGCCGUGUUAUCAUAUUAUUGGGCAAUACUUAGUAAUAUUUGGUAAUAUAUUCAUGAGUUGUGUGUUGGCCAAGUCCCUGGGUUUCGGAUCACCAGUCCCCAGGUUUAGUUGUCAUCAUUAUUAAUGAUUUUGAUGUUUAUUAUGUGACAGAUGUCCCUCAGCUCUAAAUACUGUACUUCUAGACAAAUGUACCAGUAUGUAUUUAGUGUGUGCCUUGUUCCAUGUCAGUUUACCCUUCUGUUGUAUGCAUGCUUAUUUAGCUGUGCUUGUGGUUUGUUGAUAUUGUUAAGGCAUCUUUAUUCGACUAAAAACAUUUCUGUUGUUUGAACCAGAUAACUGCUUUAGACACAACAAUGAAAGUUAUAAUAUGCUACAGGUUUGAAAAUGUGGAAAAUGUUCUAGUCCAGAACUAUGGUCAUGUACUGUUGAAUUUCUUUGAACAUUUGUUCACUAUUACAAGAUAUGCUACUACUAUUAAAACCUUCAUAAAGCACCAAUAAAAUAAUUGAAUGUAAAGUUAUGCUCGCAUUAUACAUUUUCAUAUUUGAAAGAUCUAAGUAUUGCUUAGGUAAUGCGCAAUAUUGUUUUGAAAUACAUGUAUAGUGUAUCAGUUUCGUUUCCAGUGGUAAUAGUGUCUCGUCCACAAGGGAGACAACUUCUACAGUAUUACAUAUUAUGUGAUUUGAUGGUGUGUAAUUCUGUUUCUUUCUUUCUCUUAGUCCCUUUUGUUUUCUUGUUUGAAGCAACAUUUCCUGUCAGGAGGUUGUUCUAAUAAAACACAGUAUAAAUCUUGCUCUGUUUUAAAGUUUCAGAAUUGAGGUAUGCUACUUAGUAUUUAUUUUCCUGAAAAAAGGGGCUCAGAAAAAUUAUUUAGAAAGACUGCUAACUCCUGUAAUAUGGGCUUAAGCUCAUUGCAACUCUGCUGCUUUGUAUUUUUGCAAUUUCUAAUGAACAACAAGAGGAAUUUCGUCUUCUGGGGGUGCAGCAGAAUAAAAAUGAAUGUCAGUAAAUGUAAUAGUAAUAUUGCAUAAGCUGUAACAUGCAUUAAGUUUUAAAAUGCCAUGCAUAGCAUGAUGUGAAUAAAAGUUAAUUUAUGUAUGCAAGUAGAUCCAUAUAAAACAGAUAUUAUCAAAAUCAGAUGUAAACCUUGCUGGUAUUGUACAUUUGUACUUAAUCAUGGUUUGAGUUCUGGCUAUUCUGCCACUGUUCACAUGGCUGAAUUAACAUACAUAAUCAUGACAAAUGUGAGCUUUUGGGUGCAUUUACAUUAGAAUAGCGCUUCCAUAUACAUACAUGUAUUAGAAACCAAAUGACAACAUUGUUUUAUUUGUAUCUCAACUGGGCUUUCUGAAUUAUGAUGACAGUAUUUCCUAGCUGCAAAACACUGUUGCACAGAAAACCACAAAGUAUAGGUCCAUUCAGGUGCUAUGAAACCUCUUGCUGUGACCAAGGCCAUUAUGACUGCUUCUCUUUCACCGGUAAUUUCAAGCAAUAAACACUGAACACAAAAAAGUCAUUUCUGGUGUUCACACGUGUGUACCGGUAAUUAUAACAUGGUGAGAUACAAAAUGUGUUUGUUACACAUAUUGCAGACGAAACAACCCUGUUGUCUCACCACUGGUUGUGAAAAAAGAUUUGCUACAUAUAGCGAUACAUUUAUAAUACACGUAUAAUUUUAUAUAGAUCUUUCUCUCUCUCUCUCUCCACAAACAGGAUCUAAUCCACUCAAAAAUUAUGUGAUUCACAGGUAAACAAAUGUUGAUUUGGAAUUAAUAAUCGAUUUCAGUGUGUGGAAAAAUAUGUAUAUUUUUCUUCAUGUUUAUAGACCAUUUAAAAGAUUUUUAUAGUGGAUUACACAUGACAAAUACCCCACCCUCACCUCCUUUGUAAUAUUGCUAUAUUUAUGCCUUUUGGCUGUUGUACGCUACUUGCUUUUCCCAGCUAUUCAUAUAUCCUGUCUCAUUCAAAUCCCCUAUGAAUAUUAUGUUUUCUUGUUGUUCAUAGCAGCAUGUAUUUUAAGGGGGAGAAUUCCUUGUGUGGGUUAAUAAAUCUACAAUAAUUUUAACGUAACUGUAACUAAUUAGUAGUUGACACAGUGAUACCAGUGGCAUAUCUUAAACUUGUAUGCAAUUUUUGGCUGUUAUAUUACAAGUAUAUAUAUGUACAUUCACUGCCGGUAAUAUCCUCAGUUAUCUAUCUCCAGUAGUACAUUCCAAACAUAUACUUUAAUAUACAGUUUGAAAGGGAUACCUUUCCAUGAAAUCCAUGACAUUAUGAGGUCAAAUAUUCCUUAGUUAUGUAUACUUUCUUGUACUCUCAUAAAUCUCGUUAUCAAAUGAUGGUAUGAAACAUACCUUUUGAAAAUCACAUUCCUACUGACAUUUUUGCUUUUUUUAGUGAAAGGAAGUGUGAGCUGUGAAAAUAAAAAUUACAAACUUGAUCAGUAAUGCUGUGAUAGAUUUAACAGCACUUAACAAAUUAAUGUUAUAGAUUAAUUAAUUUAUAUUGUAUAUUGGGACCAAAAAGGAGGGAAUAAAAAUAAUUCCGUAAUUUGUGGAGUUUUGUGCAUGCCUAUAUCAUUCUCUUAGACAGGUCGGAUUGAUGUAGAGUAAUAUUUGUUAAGUUGUUUUCAUUAAAGCAAUGUCGGGUCAGAUUGGAUUAGAUGACUGAAGUAUAGUUGGCUUAAUUAAAUAGAACACACAUGGUGCUUAAUUGUAAAUUUCUGUCAUGUUUUGUUUCAAGGGGGUUAAAUCCACACCUUUUUAAUCAAUUUAUUGUUAUGUCACACUUAUUUUAAUGUUGUUAGCUCAUAUUUGACUUUUCUGUGCAAAUUAUUGAUAUUGUCUUUAUUCUGUGGACAUUGUGUUAAGUCACCAAUGGAACUGAUGGUGAGAAGGCACCUCUUGUAAACUAUCUAAUGAAUACAUAAUCAUCAGAAUAAAAAUGACCACCUUAUAGUGAUGUUUGUUUUGCUUCAUUCCCAUGAACUGUAAGGAGAGUUGUACGCCUUUGGAAAUAUUUAUGAAAAUUUGUUAGAGUAUUGAUCACCA